This is a messenger RNA of Capsella rubella, 8521 nucleotides long. RefSeq lists its product as uncharacterized. Lineage: Eukaryota; Viridiplantae; Streptophyta; Magnoliopsida; Brassicales; Brassicaceae. Gene Ontology annotation, biological process: maturation of 5.8S rRNA from tricistronic rRNA transcript (SSU-rRNA, 5.8S rRNA, LSU-rRNA); maturation of LSU-rRNA from tricistronic rRNA transcript (SSU-rRNA, 5.8S rRNA, LSU-rRNA). Gene Ontology annotation, molecular function: protein binding. Bases 563 to 8239 code for a protein of 2558 amino acids. The record is from RefSeq and is a predicted model, not a curated record. The transcript has 15 exons. Gene Ontology annotation, cellular component: nucleolus.
UUUUGUUAUACUCAACUUUGGUUUUUUUGAUCAAGGGUGGGAUUAGAAUGAAAAGAGUCUUUGAUAAAGUUUGAUUCUUUGGUAAAGUGAGAACCUUUCGGCUAGACUCUAGACUCUAGAUUACACACAAGUAGGAAACGAAACCUGAGCUUCAACUUUGAGUUCUUUUCACCUGCUUUUUCUAUGACAACAAAAUAAAAUUCUGGUUCUUUGUUGAUUUUGCAAUGGUUUGUGUUGGUUUUGUGACACUGGUCCGUGAGUGUUUGAUGCUUUUUGCUCUUAGACCAUCAUCUGCAGCUUAGACCUCAGUUUUUUAAUGAUUUCUUUUGCAGCUUUAAUUGAUAAUGUAGUUGUGGUUGUUGUUGUAAAGUUUAUGCCUUUGAAAUUUUCUUUGCUAAUGGUUCUUGUUCAUAUCAUAUGACCUACUUUUUUAGCCCCGACACACACAAAGUAGCUGACUUCUUGUCCUAAACCCCUGUGAGGAGAGGAGAGAAGAGGAAGCUCUCGUAGUAUUCCUUUAAUAGCGGAAUCAACAUCAGACGUUGAAGAUCAAGUUUCAGGAAUGAUAAUGGAUGGAGGGAAUAGAGAUCUUGAGGUGGACAAAAUCUUGAGGUCUAAUUGCAGGAUGGUAGCUAAAGCUUCGACUAGGAAAGGAACUGCUCUGAGGAAGCUUGCUAGAUGCUCAAAUGACGAUGGACCUGUGGUUGAGACUUACCAGGAAGCUCUUGCAGAGCAUCAUAACUCAGACACGUUGAAAACACUGGCCGAGGCAGAGCGAGCAAAGAAAGACUUGGAGCAGCAAGAGUAUUUUGAAUCCAGUAUCGGCGUUGAGGAAGAUAAUGAGUUUUUCCCGGAGCACCCUGUGAUGGUUUUCAGACCAUCCCCUGAAGCUAAACUUAGGGAAUUGUUGCAUAAUAUUUGCUUACCUGAGAUUAAGCUUUGCUCUGAUGCUGCAAAAGAAUUUGUUAAGUUACUAAAGGGAGAAACUGGUGGCGAUUUGUUGCGUCUUUAUUUCCAGAGCUCACCCAACUUUGCUGAGCUUCUGGAGGCAUGGAAGCUUCGACAUGGAAAUCAAGGGAUUUCCUAUAUAUUCUCGCUUAUCCAGACAAUUUUGAGUCACCCGGAGGGAAGAUGUAGAUCAACUGAUAUUGGAAGAGCUGUUGACCAGUUUGGCUGUUUACUUAUUGAAGAAAAACUGGAUGAUGUAUACAAAGCAUUAUCGAACAGCAAAGAGCGAAAACAACAGUGUGGAGCACUCUCACUGUUGGCCUCUAUCGUUAGACGUGGUCCACGCAUGGCAUCACAAAUGGCUAGGAAAUUUGAUUUUCAGGGUUUCGCUAAACAUGCAAAGAAAAAACCAAGGCGGGAGUUUGUUGAAUUUGCUAUAUCAUUCCUUCAAGUUGGGAAGCCUACAUUGUUAAAGUCUAUCUUAGAGCAGAAGGAAAUGUAUUCUAAGCUCCUACAAAGCCUUGCGGAUGAUGAUGAAGACACUGUGGCUUCUGUCUUGUCUAUCUUGAAGGACAAGAUCCUUGUUGAAGAUUCAUCGAUUAGUCCUGCGCUAAUGAGUGCUCUCUUUGGACAUAGUACACUAAACCAGCUAGUUAUCAUUUCAGAAAGAGAGGAUGGUGGGAUCGUGAAUGAGUUGGCUUAUGAUGUUCUUGUUAAAGUUUGUACAGACCCCUCUAAUGGAUUGAUGCCAGAUGCAGAGAGAAAAGGAAAUGUAGAACGACUUCUAAUGCUCAUGAAGAGCUUGAAAGCUUCAGAAAUUGGUUAUCACAGGGAUUUGCUUUUAGCCAUUGUUAGGGUUAGACCGUCUUUAGCUUCUGCUUUCUUGGAAGGAUUUCCAUACAAUGUGGAAAAUUUUGCAUCACCUUCCUGGGUUUCUUCUAUUUCCCUGGCAGCAGAUUUGGUAUCGUCAGUAAGAAAUUCAUGUUCUUUUGACUUUCUCAACCCAGUUCAACUUGCUACACCUUCUGGUUUUUCAGAGGUCCAUACUAUCAUGAAAUGCAUAUGCCCCCGACCAGUUAGCCGGUCGUUGAUCACUAGAGGGAUGCUCCAUACUAAUUUACUUGUGAAACAUGGGACUUUGAGAUUUCUCUGGGAGACAUUGAGGCUCUGGGAUUCUUUCAUUACCGCUUUGAAACUUUACUCCUCUCAUAGCUGCUCUGUUGACCAAAUUCAGGCUUCUCUUGAGCAUGAUGUCAUAAGUGAAGUGAUAAGCUUUUUUCCAGAUUUCCAGGUGUUAUUGACCGUACUACAGGAGUCUAUGGGCCAUUCUAGCCUUUCUCAAAAACUGCCUUUGAAGAGAAAAUUUGUGUUGGAUAGUGGAUUAGUAGAUAGAAAAAAGCGCUUUAAGAGAUCUGAGAAGGAUGUUUUGGAAGAAGAGGCUGGUGAUAUUGUCAUUGGUGGGAUAGGUUCUGAUAAAAGUAUCCUUUUAGAAGAGGAUACUGGGGAUGCUCAGAUGAAAGAUCAGGCAGAUGCUGAGAACGAAUAUCUUGGGAUUGUUUCAGAAAUUUGGGCUUCAGAGUUUUUUUCUCCGGAUGAAGCAAAGAUGUUCUUUCACAUAAAGCUCCUGGAUGCCCUCGGGAUUUAUGUGCGUUCUAUGCCUAAUGUGCCUGAUGGGUUGUUUAGUGUCUUCAUGAAAUAUCUGAGCAGUUCUUCAAGUUUGCCAGCUGAAUUGCAGAGAGCUCUGUUGUCUUUACUGAAUGAGUACAUCAGUUGGAGGCCAAAGUCUCAAUCUGAGAGAGUUCCUAGAAAAAUGCCACCACUUAUGUGCAAGCAUUUGGAUUUAUUUAUAAAAUUGUUUCUUUUUUCAGAGCACGACGAGGUGAAAGUUCUAUCAUAUAAUUUAGCACGAGUAUCUAUGAGCCGCACCGGUGCAUUUGACGUAAAUGCAAGUGAAAUUGAGGCAUGGUUCCGGUUUCUACCAAGUGUUGGAAAGAUUAAACAACCUCUUAAAGUUCAGAGCAUAUCAUCAGUUGUCAUCUCCUUUUUAUGUGAUGCUGUUACAACUGUUGGAAAUCAUUUAGUCACGCAAUGGAACAUUGUCAGAAGCUCCUUCUCCCAUUCAAAUGGUGUAUCAAUUGGUUUUAGCCCCCUAGUUGAAUGUAUUCUGCAGAACUGUGUGAAGCUACUAAGUUCUGAAUCUAAAGCACAUUCUUUACCCGAGAAGUCAGCAAUAUCUCUGUACGUCUGCAGCACAUUGAAAUAUCUUUUGCAAACUCAGGUAGAUUCCAGACCACUCUCAUGUUUGGUUCAGUCAGUUUUGUCUGCGGUGGUGGAUGGAUCUAAGGAUUCUUUAUGUGAAUGGUGGCCAUUGAGAGUGUUGCUGAAUUUUACACAAUCUUUGUCAGAUAAUAAACCGUUUAUCUUGCAUUCCGGAAGGACAACUGAUCGACUUGCAGACACUUGUUUUGCUGCGACUCUUGAUGAGACAAAACGACUAAUGAGAAGUAUUUCUCCGGAUGAAGUUGCAGGAGUCGUUAAUGCCUUUUCUUCUGCAUUGAUAUGUGCAACGCCUGAAUCAGUUUUGAAGGAUUUUGCUUCUGUGAUGGUUGUUUCUUGGGAUCUCUACGGGACACCAUUCUCAUUUUUACUGUCCAUACUCUUUUUAGAGGAAAACUUCCUUGGAACCCUUUCAAAGCAAUCACCUGACUUAUUUGUGCGAGGUUUGGAACUUGCUGUAUCAAGGAAUCUCGGUGAAGGAACAGUAGAUAGUAUGAUUGAUUUUGAAUCUUUUGCAUUCUACAUGUUCUUAGAGCAGACUCCUUUUCCAAUUUUACUUAACGAAAUUAUGAGCAUGGAUAUAUCUUCCUUACCAGAGUUUCCAAGAUUAACAGAGCUACUGCUGCUAGAAGUUUCUCAACCUAAAAGUGACAGUAUUGAAUCAGAUAUCCGGUUAAUACUAUUCUGGCUCUUCCAAAUACGAUCAUCGUACAAGGUUCAACCAACUUCGGUACUCUGUCAACAAUCUGAGAUCUGCUUACGUCUCAUUAAGCACAUGUUCUCUCAAGUAUCAGAGCGGGAUCUUGUUUCUACAUCUUCUUCAGAUAACUGGAAGCAUCAAGUGCCUCAGACAGUUCUUUGCCACCCAGUUGUGAUGGCACUGUUGGAGAGUCCCUUGGAUUGUGAAACAUUACCUCGAGCGCAGAAUCCUGAAAUAUUUUCAGAAACGUCACUGACAAUGGGGAGGCUAGUUAUUAGUGAAAUAGAUCAACACAUCGUUGAUCUAUUGGCUUCUACUUGUGAAAACGUUUUGUUAAAUGAGAGACACAUUGUGCAGAAAGGGGACCUCAGGGAAUACAAGUCAGUUAUGGCUUUUAAGGACUUCGUCGAAAGGCUUCUCUUACUAUUCAGUGACAAGUUUGAGCUUUGUGUUGGCUCUCAAAGUUACGCCCCGCUUCUCCAACCAUCAAAACUAAUUCAUGCGUUGUUGAGAUUUAUAUCACCUUUUAAACUUUUAUCUCUUGUCCGUUCCACAAUGAGUAAAAUUGACGAGGAAGAAAUGACUAGCCCAUAUUCGAGUAUGAUUCUCAGUAUGGGAAUGGAUAUUGCUGGUGGAGCUUUGGACAUGCUUACAUUGUAUUCACUCCAGCCGGCUGCUGAGCGAGCUGUAUAUGAUUUGCUGUGGGAACUAGACGAAAAAAAUUAUGACAGUAAAAUCAUUGAGGAAGUCUAUAGCAUGGCAUGCAGGUUCUCUACCUCUUUUGGUUUGGUUUCAGCAGAUAUUUGUUUGCUGAAAGUUGUGGGUGGCAUUUUCAUGGGGAAACAUAAUCAACACUGCAAUGUUCACCCGUUGACGCUGAUAAUGUCACAGAUUGUUGGGAGAACUCCUAUAGCCUUAAUUACCAAUUGCUGUAACCAGCUAAGCAUGACCAAAGCCAAGAUACUUUUCUAUCUUGUAGAGUCUAGUCCCUUACAUCUGUCAAUCUUUGGACACUUUUUCCUUAGUAAUCUAAGUAAGAAACAGGAUGACUCUUCCGCGCUUACAGAUGUUCAGUUUAUCAUGCUUCUGCCUGCUGUGCUAUCAUAUCUAGCAUCAGUUUUUGCAAAACUCGAGAAGCCGCGUAGUAGAUGUUUGGAUAUAACUUCAGUUUAUUCAAAUAUACUAAUCAAAGGUUUUCUUCAGUGGCCAAAGUUUUUAUCGGGGUGCAUCUUUGAAGAGAAGUAUGAAGACAUUCUUCUGUCAACAUCUGAGGAUAUCGAAACUAUGUUCAAUGCGAGUCUUCUUGGGAAGGCAGUACGUAUGUUUCAGUAUCACUUUGCCUUGAUUGAAAGUUCAACUAAAACAGACCUUCUCUUGAAGUUAUUCGGUUCCCUGUUUCCUCACAACAGUGCUGGUAAAGAGAUGUUGGAUGCCCACAUAAAAGAAGUGGACGUUCUGUCAAUAGACCAAAAAUUUAAUGUUGCUAUCCGUAUCAUUGCAAAAGUAGAACUUUCGAGGAUCUGUUUGUUUCCUAAGGAAAGUUCUCCAGAAGUGGGAUCCGACAGAGAGAGUUUAUUACAGCCAUUAAUAAAUGCUUUAGUAAAUAGUUGGGAAUGUGUUGUUAAGAGUUCUGAUGAUUCUUUUAAAGGGAAACAAGAUAAAUGUUGGUUCCUGUGGAAAAGCCUUGAAAACUUCAUUUUGAGAAGUAUUUUAAUGUUUUUGGAAGGCAUGUGUGAGGAGCUUUGUCACUUGGCUUCUCUUCCUUUCCUGGAGAGGCUGAUGAACUCAGUUCUUCGGUAUAGAUUUGAGGACUCGAAGACAUUGAAGAUACUGAGGGAAAUUUUCUCCUUAUUGUCUAGAGGAAAGUACUCGUAUGCACCAUAUCUCCAGCUUUUAGUAUCUCACUCUCAGUUUACACAGACUAUCAGUUCUCUAUCCAUGUCAUCCUCACAUACUGGUGAAGAACUCAGGCCUGUAUCCAGCAUUCUAGAACAUCUUAUCAUUCCAAAUCCAGUUUCUGUCAGAACUGGAUAUUGUUGUCUCGAAGCACCUAACUAUUUGAAGCACUUCGAAAUUCUCAAAAUUCUCAGAGUAUUGCUCUCAAAAUGUGGAAAAGAUUCAGGAAUCCAUUUGAAAGAGCUGCACUUUAUUCUUUUGUGUUCUUAUGGUGCAACCCUGAGCGAAAUCGACUUGGAGAUCUACAAGCUGAUGCAGGAUAUCAAGUUGAUUGUUGGUGAGCACACGCUGAAUGAUUCUGAAGAUUAUUUGUGGGGUAAAGCUGCCUUGAAAAUAAGAGAGGGACUGUGUUUCUCUCCAGAUGCAUCCGAUGGUGGUGCUACUGAUUUAGUGGAAGAUCUCCGGCCAAGUCUUUUCAAAGAGAAUCUUUGUGUUGAUCCCAAAAUAUGUGCUCAAACUGUUUUGUAUUUUCCUUAUGAACGAACUGCAGAGGCAUCAGAUAAUUGUUACCUGUAUGAUGAUCCAAUAAGCGAGAAAUUCUCACCUGGUAUUGAACGAUAUGAUCCGGUUUUCAUCCUGCGAUUCUCGGUUUACUCACUGUCCAUGGGGUACAUUGAACCUGUGGAGUUCGCCAGGUUAGGAUUGCUUGCAGUUGCGUUUGCGAGCAUGUCUUCAGCAGAUCUUGGGAUGAGAAAACUCGGCUAUGAAACUCUAGAGAUAUUUGUGGAUGUCCUUGAGAGUUGUAGGGAGAAUACGCAUGUAACGGUGCUUAGGUUUCUACUGAUGUAUGUGCAAAACGGAGUUAAGGAACAAUGGCAAAGAAUCCCAACUGUUAAUGCUGUUUUUGCCGCUGAGGCAUCUCUGAUAUUGCGAGAUUCUUCUCAAGAACAUUAUGUUCCCAUAAUUAAACUUUUGAAUAGCUCAUCUACACCGAAGCUGAGGGAAAUACCUUUGUUUCAUGAUUUUUUCGGGAGUAGCACUUUUCGCUUUAGAUCACAGAGGCUUUGGGUACUUCGCCUAGUGUGUGUAGGCUUGGAAUCAGAAGACGAUGCUCAAAUUUACUUUAGAAACUCCAUCCUUAAGACAGUGAUGGGUUUUUUCUCAUCUCCUCAUGCUGAUGAUGAAACUAAAGGACUAAUCCUGCAGGUAGUGAGAAAGUCUGUCAAAUUCCAUAAGAUGGCCAGACAUCUAGUUGAAAAAUGCGGUCUGUUGUCAUGGUGCUCAUCAUUUAUCUCGAUGUUUACUUUAAAGCUAACUAGCGAUGAAGGCUCGCGCUUCUUACUUGUCUUGGAGGUCAUAACUGAUGCACUCCACUCCAGAAAUGAGACAGAGUGGUCGCAAAGUUCUGCCUUCGACGGGCUAAUGGAAAUCUCAUCUCGUUUAUACACACUUUUAGGUAGUGGAUUAGUAUCCAUGCAAGAAAAUAGUACUUCAGUUGAUUUGAUUUUGCAGAUACUAUCUGCUACUCUAAAGAUAUCACAGAAACGAAAAAAGUACCAGCCACAUUUCACCAUUACCAUGGAGGGGAUAUUCCAACUCUUUGAGGCUGCUGCUAAUUGCGAUUCUCCUCAACUCGAAGCUAGUGCAGAGCGUAGGCUUGAUACUAUAUUAAUGAGCACUCCGCAAGUUGAGAUUAUAUGCAUGGACGUGGACAGGCUGAGAAGGUUUCUUUUGUGGGGAUCCUCCACAGCCAUGAAGAGUGACCUUAAGAAGGGAUCUAAUCUUAGUGAGUCUCAUCAAGAUACUAAAACACACACUGAAGAGACUAAUGUAGCAAAGUUUCUACGGUGGCUGUUGGCUUCAGUGAUACUUGGGAAGCUUUACGCUGAAGCCAAUGAUUCGGAACAGAUAGUCUUGAGUGAAACAAAGGCAGAAACGUUGCCAACAAAAUUGUUAGAAUACUUCAAGAAAAGGAAUCUCAAAGGCAGCAUGACAAAUUCGGAGCACAUAAUAGGGGAAGUAAUCGUGUAUCUCCAAAAACAUCUUCUGUCUAAGAACUACAGGGUGCUUCUUCCCUCUGUUGUAUUUGCACUUUCUCUCAUGGUUCUUCGCAACGGCCUCCAGGCUACAGGUACCGAGUCAGAAGGUAAACGAUUGGAGCUCAUCAAAUCUUUGUGUUCUAGAAUUAGUAGUCCUCCUGAGGCUACUCCGGUCUGGAGAUGGUCAUAUCAUCAGGCGUGGAAGGAUCAUUCAGAUUCAGCCACAGAUCCGAAAAAGAUUUCUGAACUCUAUGCGUGCCACGAGCUUUUGCUGAUAUUCUCUGAUAUGUUUGGAGCAGAAACGCCACUGUUAUUGCAUGGUGAAAGUUUCAACAUGUCCAGAGUAUUUGAAUGGGAAAGAGGUUUAGUUGAGAACUAGUCAUUGUGUCCUGUAGACAUUUAAAAAAGCUAGACAGAAAUUUUUGUAGAACUAGAGAAGAGUGGAGAAGUGAUGAAGGUGACAAGAGACUGCAACAAAGAGAGAAGAAGAGUCAAGCCUUUGUCGUCGAAAGAAGAAGAAUGAAAAAACGAAAAGGUUUUUGGGCCAUUUUAUGUUAGUCAAGGCCCAAUAUCUAAAUGGGUAUAUCUUGUUUAGUUUAAAAGUAUUGAGGCUAAACACAAUUGUUGAGAAACUAAUUAGGUGAAAAGUAAGAAGUUCAAA